GGCGCUGCGGUCGAGGGAGAAGCAUCGUUUCAGCGACACAGCGGAGCCCUAAAUUAUGCAUGUAGCGCCUGUCGAGGUCGUUCACACGGAAUUAUGUGGCCAUUUUGGCUGCGUUCUGCGCGGUAGGUGAGCGCGGCGCUCGUUCGGACGCUCGGCGGGACGCGGAAGACCGAAGGAAGAGCAUCCUCUCUCGGCGCGCUGCCCGGCGGUGGCGGCGCGGAGACUCAGACUGUGUGAGUCGGUGAUGCUGCGGUAGGACUAGGAGCCGGGCGGACCAGCAGUUGCAAGUUGUAUUGUGUAUGAAGUCGCGCUGCCAUGACGACCCAAGUGACACUAGAAGAUGCCCUGUCCAACGUGGACCUGCUGGAGGAGCUGCCGCUCCCAGACCAGCAACCAUGCAUCGAACCCCCACCCUCCUCCAUCAUGUACCAGGCCAACUUUGACACCAACUUCGAGGACAGGAAUGCGUUCGUUACGGGCAUCGCGCGCUACAUCGAGCAGGCCACCGUCCACUCCAGCAUGAAUGAGAUGCUUGAAGAGGGACAUGAAUAUGCUGUCAUGCUGUACACCUGGAGGAGCUGUUCCAGAGCCAUCCCUCAGGUAAAAUGCAACGAGCAGCCCAACAGAGUGGAGAUAUACGAGAAGACAGUGGAGGUGUUGGAGCCUGAGGUCACCAAGCUCAUGAAGUUCAUGUACUUUCAGCGGAAGGCCAUUGAGCGUUUCUGCAGCGAGGUCAAGCGCUUGUGCCACGCUGAGCGCAGGAAGGACUUCGUUUCGGAGGCAUAUCUGCUCACCCUCGGCAAGUUCAUCAAUAUGUUCGCGGUCCUGGACGAGCUGAAGAACAUGAAGUGCAGCGUUAAGAACGACCACUCCACGUACAAGAGGGCGGCUCAGUUUCUGAGGAAGAUGGCUGAUCCGCAGUCGAUCCAGGAAUCUCAGAACCUCUCCAUGUUCCUGGCGAAUCACAACAGGAUCACGCAGUGUCUUCAUCAGCAGCUGGAGGUGAUCCCAGGGUACGAGGAGCUUUUGGCGGACAUCAUCAACAUCAGCGUGGACUACUAUGAGAAUAAGAUGUACCUCACCCCCAGCGAGAAACACAUGCUGCUGAAGGUGAUGGGCUUCGGCCUCUAUCUGAUGGACGGGAAUGUCAGCAACAUAUAUAAACUGGAUGCCAAGAAGCGGAUAAACCUCAGCAAGAUCGAUAAGUUCUUCAAGCAGCUGCAGGUCGUACCCCUGUUUGGGGACAUGCAGAUCGAACUGUCGCGUUACAUCGAGACCAGCGCCCACUACGAGGAGAACAAGUCCAAGUGGACCUGCACUCAGAGCAGCGUCAGCCCCCAGUACAACCUGUGCGAGCAGAUGGUGCAGAUCCGGGACGACCAUAUCCGCUUCAUCUCGGAGUUGGCCCGCUACAGCAACAGCGAGGUGGUCACCGGCUCCGGCCUGGACAGCCAGAAGUCGGACGAGGAGUACCGCGAGCUCUUCGACUUGGCGCUCAGAGGCCUGCAGCUGCUGUCCAAGUGGAGCACUCACGUCAUGGAGGUGUACUCUUGGAAGCUGGUCCACCCGACAGACAAGUUCUGUAACAAGGACUGUCCCGGCACCGCCGAGGAGUACGAGCGAGCCACUCGCUACAACUACACCAGCGAGGAGAAGUUUGCCCUGGUGGAGGUCAUCGCCAUGAUCAAGGGCCUGCAGGUUCUCAUGGGCCGCAUGGAGAGCGUUUUCAACCAGGCGGUCCGGAACACCAUCUACGCCGCGCUGCAGGACUUUGCGCAGGUAACCCUGAGGGAACCGCUGCGGCAGGCUGUGCGCAAGAAGAAGAACGUCCUCAUCAGUGUUCUUCAGGCCAUCCGGAAAACAAUUUGCGAUUGGGAAGGGGGCAGGGAGCCACCCAACGACCCCUGUCUACGAGGCGAGAAGGACCCCAAGGGUGGCUUUGACAUAAAAGUACCUCGUCGCUCCGUGGGACCCUCCAGCACGCAGCUGUACAUGGUGCGCACCAUGCUGGAGUCUCUGAUCGCCGACAAGAGCGGCUCCAAGAAGACGCUGCGCAGCUGCUUGGACGGCCCCAUCGUCAUGGCCAUCGAGGACUUCCACAAGCAGUCCUUCUUCUUCACACACCUUCUCAACUUCAGCGAGACGCUGCAGCAGUGCUGCGACCUGUCCCAGCUGUGGUUCCGCGAGUUUUUCCUGGAGCUCACCAUGGGACGCCGGAUCCAGUUCCCCAUCGAGAUGUCCAUGCCGUGGAUCCUCACCGACCACAUCCUGGAGACCAAGGAACCCUCCAUGAUGGAGUACGUUUUGUAUCCGCUGGACCUGUAUAACGACAGCGGCUACUACGCUUUAACGAAGUUCAAGAAGCAAUUCCUGUAUGAUGAAAUUGAGGCAGAGGUUAAUCUCUGUUUCGACCAAUUUGUCUACAAGUUAUCAGAUCAAAUAUUUGCUUAUUACAAAGCAAUGGCUGGAAGUGUCCUACUGGACAAACGUUUUAGGGCCGAGUGCAAAAACGAUGGCGUGAUCAUCCCGUAUCCACCCUCCAACCGCUACGAGACACUGCUGAAGCAGAGGCAUGUCCAGCUCCUGGGACGUUCCAUUGACCUGAACCGCCUCAUCACUCAGAGAAUCUCGGCUGCCAUGUACAAGUCCCUGGACCAGGCCAUUAGUCGUUUUGAGAGCGAGGACCUCACGUCCAUUGUGGAGUUGGAAUGGCUGAUAGAAGUGAAUCGGCUGACGCACCGGUUGCUGUCAAAGCACAUGACCCUGGACAGCUUUGACGCCAUGUUCCGGGAGGCCAACCACAACGUCUCGGCUCCCUACGGCCGCAUCACCCUGCACGUUUUUUGGGAGCUGAACUUUGACUUUUUGCCAAACUACUGCUACAACGGAUCCACCAAUCGAUUCGUGCGCACGGCGAUUCCCUUCACCCAGGAGCCCCAGAGGGACAAACCAGCCAACGUCCAGCCGUACUACUUGUAUGGAUCCAAGCCGCUGAACAUCGCCUACUCCCACAUCUACAGCUCCUACCGGAACUUUGUGGGGCCGCCCCACUUCAAGACCAUUUGUCGUCUCCUAGGCUACCAGGGUAUUGCCGUAGUAAUGGAGGAGCUGCUCAAGAUUGUUAAAAGCUUGCUUCAGGGCACCAUUCUGCAGUAUGUGAAGACCCUGAUUGAGGUCAUGCCGAAGAUCUGUCGGCUGCCAAGGCACGAGUACGGAUCUCCAGGCAUCCUGGAGUUCUUCCACCACCAGCUGAAGGACAUCAUCGAAUACGCCGAGUUGAAGACGGAUGUCUUUCAGAGCCUGAGGGAGGUCGGCAACGCCAUCCUCUUCUGCCUGCUCAUUGAGCAAGCCCUGUCGCAGGAAGAAGUGUGUGAUUUGCUUCACGCGGCUCCUUUCCAAAACAUUCUCCCGAGAGUUUACAUUAAAGAGGGGGAACGUCUCGAUGUAAGGAUGAAAAGGCUCGAGGCAAAAUAUGCCCCACUUCACCUGGUUCCUCUGAUAGAAAGGUUAGGGACGCCGCAGCAAAUCUCCAUCGCCCGCGAGGGGGACCUGCUGACCAAGGAGCGCCUCUGCUGCGGCCUGUCCAUGUUCGAGGUGAUCCUGACGCGCAUCCGCAGCUACCUGCAGGACCCGGUGUGGCGCGGGCCGCCGCCCACCAACGGCGUCAUGCACGUGGACGAGUGCAUGGAGUUCCACCGGCUGUGGAGCGCCAUGCAGUUUGUCUACUGCAUUCCGGUGGGCACCAAUGAGUUCACCGCAGAGCAGUGCUUCGGAGACGGGCUGAACUGGGCCGGCUGCGCCAUCGUCAUUCUGCUCGGUCAGCAACGCCGCUUUGACCUCUUUGACUUUUGCUACCAUCUGCUGAAAGUGCAAAGACAGGAUGGCAAGGAUGAGAUCAUUAAGAAUGUGCCCUUGAAGAAAAUGGCAGACCGGAUCAGAAAGUAUCAAAUCCUGAACAAUGAGAUUUUCGCCAUACUCAACAAGUACAUGAAGGCGGUUGAAACGGACAGCUCCACCGUAGAACACAUUCGCUGUUUCCAGCCGCCCAUCCACCAGUCCCUGGCCACGACCUGUUGAGAAAAGCCUCGUGUGAUACCCAACGCCCUGUCAAUCUUCCCUCCCACAGGUGCAGCUCAUGAACCCAGCAUAGUAAAAACAGGGUGUGAGGUUAAGUAUGCACCGCAUCCAGUGUAAUUGGAAUGAUCUCAUGCUUCUGAAUAAUUUUUUUUUUUUUUUUGUGCUGUGCAACCGGGGUCUUUCAGGGAUCCAGUUUAACGUUUCGCUGCUGUGCAAUCCUCUUCAAGUCUCAAACGAUUAUCCCUCGACCAUCCAGGCGUUAAAAAUAAUUCUCAGCAGCUUCCAAGUGGCAGCCUGCGUUGAAGCCGUGCCCAGAUUCCUUUGGACUGACAGAUUCGUGUGAAAGGAUGUUCGUACCUUAGAACAACAGCCGUCCUCUGUGCGCUGAGGCUCUCGGUUCCCCUCUACAGCAUCUGCGCUGCCCUGGGUGCCGGGGGGGAGGUGGGAGGCGCUGGGAGGAAACGCGGAAGUUCCUCAUCUGUCUGUUUCAAAAUUUACAUGACCACAGCAUUGGGAAUUAAUACGGUACUGAUGUAAAAUGUGUGCCAUUGAGUAGUGAGUGUUUCCAUCCUGUAAAUAUACUCAUUUGCGGAUUUGUGGAUCAAAAGACCAGUUAAGUACAAACUGGAACUGGAAGAUAAUCCAAAAAAAGAAGAAAAAAAAACAACCUUUUGUCAAUGCAAAAUUAGUUACAUGUAGUAUUUUUGUUUUGUGUAUUAUGUAUAAAUGCACUCGAUGUUCGACAAAGUGGUGUGACAAUGUGAGAAAGCAGGUUUCCCCUCUUUCAAGGUGUUUACAGUCUUGUAAUGGUUCCAUUUUAUUUAUAAAUAUUUAUUGAACCCAACCACUAUCUACUCAACCAGUUACAUGUAAUGUGCAUCAAACUACACACGCAGUGCAACAAAUUACAGCCUCAUGCGUGUGUUAAACGCCGCCCUUUUUAACACCAUCAUAACAUAAAUCUAAACUUUCAUGAGAAUUUGGUACGUUACGUUUGCUUUCUAACGGAUGAUGACAGCUGUCAUAAACUGAUAUGGCCUCUUACAAAAUGUAUUGAGAUAAUGAAAGGGUUAUAAUUCAUAUUUAAACAUCAAUUAGUAAUAUAAUUAAAGGGCAUUUGGUCACAUCUCCUUUUCAACAGCAAUUAAUUACUCCUUGCUUGUAGAUUUCUUUUAAAUUUGGCUGACCCAUAUGCUUACAACAUUUGGGAAUUGUGCUUCUUAAAAUGAAAUCUCUAGUUUUUACUAUAGAAAUGUGACUGAAUCACAUUCAAAUUAAUUAUACCAUUUAAUGUGUUAAUGGUGACAGAUAAAAUAUAAAUACAUAAACACACACAAUUCACUUUUUUAUAUAGCAUUCUUCCAAAAGUUAUGUUCUGAUCAUUUUAAAAAAAAUUAGUGCCAAAAGCCCUGGGAAAGAAUUUAUCACUGAAAUUCAUUAUUUACAUCAUGUGUUUUUACUGUCCAGCAGGUGUAUUUUAUUAAUUCAUUUAUUUCUUGCAGGUUCUAGUAAAAAAUAAUAUACCAUAAACAUCUCUAUUCCAACAGUGUUUCAAAAGGUCAUGUAAAUUAUUUCAAGGCUUUAUUUGAAGUAACAAAAUGCUUUUUUAUAAGUAGUCUAAAAAUGCAUGCCGCUGUGAAAAUCUGGUCUAUAGAAUGUGUAUCCACUCUGCUUUGUUUUAGAUGUUUAGCUUUGUAAGAGCACAAAAUGCUUCUCUUCUUUAUUUUUGACUAAAGUUGUUUUUGAUGUUCUCUGAAGUGUAUUGGUUAAUAAAUAAUUUAUAGCAACAAAAAUGAUUAACAUGUUAUUUAAAUAAGGAAAUCAAGAGUUACCGUGAA
Scleropages formosus (Asian bonytongue) is the source of this 5915-nucleotide messenger RNA. RefSeq names its product cytoplasmic FMR1-interacting protein 2. The transcript has 30 exons. Lineage: Eukaryota; Metazoa; Chordata; Actinopteri; Osteoglossiformes; Osteoglossidae. Gene Ontology annotation, molecular function: small GTPase binding. Gene Ontology annotation, biological process: regulation of actin filament polymerization. The record is from RefSeq and is a predicted model, not a curated record. The coding region runs from base 316 to 4077 and encodes 1253 amino acids.